GCCCUCCUAACGGUAACGGUCCAGGUUUAUAGAGGUUAAUUCAUCUUUUUAUACUUCCGUUCAUGGCGUCGCAGAGAAGCCGAAACCUUUCUUUGGGAAACACAACAGAGGAUGACAACGAAGAAAACCCAGCGACCAUGUUUGACGUGUUUCACAGGGAAAUGAGAGAGAGGAUCGUCCUCCAGCGGCUGAUAGUGAUCGCUCGGCUCCCCCACGACCUUGAUGACAGGACAGAACCGGGAGCUCAUUACGAAAAACUCAACUUCCAGCUCAGCAAACAGUACAUAUUGGAUCCCAUGACGGGCCUGCUGCUGGUCUACCCGUCCUGCCUGCUGCAUGUCAUCGAAUCGUCGAGGGACGUCCUGGUUUCUGUUCUGAAAGACAUGCAGCAGCCAGACGGCGCCUUCAUGGAAGCUCCCAAGGUGGUGUUCUUGGCCCAUGACCCUCAGAGCCGGCUGUUUCCAAAGUGGAGCCACAAGGUGCUCGAUGCGGAUCAGUGGGCCGGCGUCUCCAGAGGAGGAGAGGAAGAGGAGGAGAGCACCGAGAGUCUGGUGUGCGCCGUCCUGUCGGCGCUGCAGACGCUGGGCGAACGCCUCGAAGCCUCCCAGAAGGUGUGUUCUACUUUUCACAUGAAGUUACAGUUUGAUUCCGUUUCUAUGGGUUUUGUUUUCCUCCCCGAGGAUCCCGGGGCGAUGCUGGACGAGGCUCCGGAGCUCGUCGUCUCUCAGACGGUCCUCCACAAGCUGUUGACUCGAGACGAGCUCCAGACUCCACGACAACACCUGCAGAUGUACAACUCGCCCAUCAACAUCUGCGCCAGCGCCGGACGAGUCGCGCGAAGCAGCUGCCUCGCGACAGUUUAACGAUUCAAGGACUUUGGUUCCCAUCAGCCUCAGCUAGACUUGUAUUGAGUGCUAAUUAGCAACCGGAAGCGUUCGGCCUUCACUGAAGCGCCCCAGGUGUGACCUGCAACGGUUUUACCACUUGUAAAAAUACUUGUCGCACAAAAUGCUUCUUUUCUUUGAUUUAAAAAAGAUGUAAAACUUGUUUGAGUGAAACACCACAUUUACAACAAAAGCACAGAAUAUCCAGAGUAAUAUAGAAAAAAACUUUUUUAAUAGUUUCAACAUUCGGAUGAGGUUAAUUUCAUUUCUACUUUACACUGUGUUCCACCUGGUGAGCAAAGCGUGUCCAAGAAACAAGAAACAUUUCCUCUUCGCUUCAAACGGCUAAAGAGUCCACAGCGUCACAACAGUUUGUACACAAAGACCCUGAAAGUCUCUCACAUGUUCCCUUUUUUUAUUUUGGCCCUCAUUACUUAAAGCAAACAAAAAAAAGGACGAUUGGAUUUGCAAUGGUUGCAUGCACCACAGUGUAGUCUACGAACUGUUUACGAGAAAAAACAAACCGGUUCGGCGGGAUUUUUUUUCUUCUUUUUUUUUUGCAGCACGAUUUCAGUGUAAAGUCACACGGACGUUUCUUUCGAUUUUCAGUCUUUUGAAGCGUCUUCGCUCCCAUCACGUCAGUUGAUUGAUCACCUGACGGUGGCCAGGUGUGCUCGUUCUUAUUUGCGAGAGAUAAAAAAAGAGUGAGACGUUCGGUUUUCAUGGAACAACAGAAGAAAAACUAAAUCAUGAUUGUUUCAAACUUAGUCCGACUUAAAAACAACAAACAAAUAAAAAAAGGUUGAAGGGCGGCCCGGAAUUAUUCUUCUUUUAUAAAGUUUGAUCUAUUCACUUAUAAAAAAUAAAUACAAGCACAUUUAUAUAUAGGACCAACAAAGACAUAUUUCAGAGGCAUGGUUUAAAAAGCAUGCUGCCGAGUUUCACAUGGGACAAUGUCGAAUCAAACCCCCACCCCCAAACCCUCCUCAAACACUACCCUCCCCAAAAUCGGUCAUAACACACUUUUCUUAUAUCAAAUACCUUCUUCUUUGUUUAAUUACUAUAUCCACAACACACACAACCGCCUUCAUUACGACCUACGAGGUGAACUUCUCCGAUCACCGAUACAUUCCACCUAUCCGCGUAGAAAAGACAGAAAAGAAAGGCCUUCGUAUUUCGGUGCUCAAAGGACAUGCUAGCAGAAGCUGUAAUACUGGAAGCCGUCUCUGCUCGACGGGCGUGUUUAUUGUUCAUAAAGUUGUGUUUGAUGGAGAGCGUAUGUACAAUGCUCGCUCCGAAACCCUGAUGUAGAAAAAACAAAGAGUGGCAUGUUGUAAACGCAGAAAACCAGACAAAGACAGCGCAGAAACUCUUCUUUUUGUUGUUGUUCGUGGUCAGUUUUUCUUUGAAUAUUAAAAUAAUAAAUAACGGACGUCGUGAUUUGAACCUCAGCUUGAGGAUCUGAUUGAACAAUUGGCAUGAAUUGGACUUUUAGUUGUUUAAAAGUUUAUUUGAGUGACAGAAAAUUAUAAGAAACUUUUAAAAAGUUGAUAACUGAUUCACCGUUAAUGUAUUCUUUUGAUAUUUUCUUUGGCGAUUAAGAAAGAUAAUCAGCAGACUAAUUGAUAAUGAAACUAAUCUUUAGUUUGGAAAAUACCGUGGGGCAAAAUAACGAUCGUUGUGUUUAAUUGUGAAUUUUAACUAACGAUAAAACAUCAACUCUGUCUCUUUUAUCCUCUUAAACCGAAAGGGGUCAUGUGACUGAUCCAUCGUUGCAGCUGCAGCUCGAGGGGACAAACAUUACAGUUUAAAUUCUUAACAAGAUCGCAAGAUUUGUUUUACUUUAUUUUUAUUUUAUCAAACACGUUGCACUGUUGAAAAAUGUAUAAAAUGGGAUCAUCUUGACUUUUUCCAUUAAAUGUAACGUUGCCGCAGCGAUGCGUUGCAACAGGCAAAAUGAAGAAUCUAAAAAGCAACAUUACUUCACGCUGUGGAGCUAAAAUCAGGGUUCAAGAGGUUAAUUCUGCAAGAAGAAGCACGAUCAGCUGUUUCCUAUUUAGAAAAUCUACAUUCUACUCAAUGUUAUCUUGUGUGAAUAUUGUGCUACAACCGGCAACAUUAUAAUGUCAUAUAACGUUCAUUGUCAUUUAUAUUUUUCAGUACAGCAUUUUCAUAUAUUUAAAUUUCUCCCCCCGCCACUAUAUACAGAAUGGUAUUUACAAAAGUCCUGUGAAUAAUGUCGCACUUUAAAGAAAAGAGGGCGGCGGCACAGUGGCGGUGAGGCCAUGUGUCGCGGGUGUUCUCUCAAAUCUGGACAAGUCUCAACAAAACCCACGAAGGCAAAUAACAAACGCGCCGCCGUCGUAUGCAAAACCUCGCCACUCCAGUUUUAUUGAUUUUUCAAGUUUUCUCUUUAAACCUCCCGAUUCCCGAAAAGCAGGUUUCCAUACGACAGCGGCGGAGCUUCUGGUCCCGCGUUUCAUUUACAUUUUUUUUCUCUUCAUCUUCAGAUGAGAUUCACAAUCAAAACUCUUAAGACCUAGUAAAAAGUAUUCAGAAAUAUAUCUGUAUAAAUACUCUCAUCAAAAUAAACACAUAUACACAUAUCUUUGCACUUGCCUCUGGUUCACUUGUAUAGACUCAAAAUAUCAGCAUCAUCAGACAGGGUGCCUGACACCGAAACCCGAAAGAAAAGCGCGCUUGUUUUGGGGUAAAAUAAAGCACCUUUUUUCUUCUGCGAGAGUGACUGAGUUCAGUUCUUUGUUACGAUAUGAUGGGUUGUUGUUAUACCUCAGGGCAGGACGACUUAUCGAGGAUGGUUCUCCAGAUGUUCGUCACAGAACGUCACGGACGAAGCCUGAAGUGUGCCAGCGGAGACCGCCGGUUUAACGGUAAUGAUUCAACGCAGCGUUUUGUUAAAUGUUGUCGGCUAGCAGUCUGACCCAGUUAGAGACGAGCUGGUGGACAUCGUGGAGAGUUUAGUAGCGAAAGAGACCGACAUUCACCUCGGGUGGUGGUGGAGACCAAAAACAGAGCCAAAAAGAGAGAGAGAGAGAGAGAGAGAGAGAACUAGACUUAUCAUGUGACACAAACAGGAAGACUAAGACUAAGAUUAAUUUAAAUAAUAAUAAUGUGAACAAAGUGGUGUUUUUUAAGAUCGUUUCACUUGCUCCCAUCUGUUAAAUUCAUAAUCCAAUUAAAAAUACCUUUUUAAGAAAAAAUAUUCUAAAAAUGAAUCUUCAAUUUUACAUUUACGUUUAUUGCCUUAAUAUUUGAAAUUUCCAUUUUGUGAUUGCUUAAGGACGGUGCUCUUUUAAUUGUAGGUAGUGACACCUGAACAUUAGGCACCACGAGCAUCUUGAUGGAGCAACGUUAUUACCAUAGAUAGACUGUGUAAUAUAUGUAUGUAGUCUGUAUGCAUCUGUCAAUCACAGAGGCCACGCCCCUCCUUGAACCUUAAUAUCAUGUAAAGAGGUGAAUUAUCUACAAAUUCAGUUAUUCAGUUAAUUACAGUUAUUAUCUUUAGAGAUUAAAAUCUGUUUUGUGUACCAGGAUGUAAAUUUGUCAUUUAAAAAUGGAGGUCUAUGGGGAUUAUCUCGCCGUUAGAGGCUCAAUUGACCAAUUGAGGAACUGCAGUUUGUGUCACCGACUCUUUGGCUCCAUUUCUCAGCACCGGUAGUUGCCGGUUUGGUUCAAAUGGGGGCGUCCAUGUUGUAUUUGAGCGACGGUGAACACAACACAACCAAUAUAAUUUUGUUGGAAAAAAAAUUGCGUUUGCAUUUCCCGCUGAGCCAGUUAGUGGCAGUAAUGUGCAAGGAAGCCAAAGACUGCAAGAUAUAAAAAAUAUAAAAAGUGGCGGGAAACACUGAAUGUAAAAGAAACACUGAAUGUAAAGAUGACCUUUGUUCAUUUACAAGAAAACUCCACAGGGAUCCUAUAAUCAAAGUCCAACCCACAGCAGCAGCAGCAGCUCUGAUUGGCUAAACUCCAGCCAGGACAACCGAUAACAUUAAUUAAUUUGAGCGAAUGUUCUGUUGGCAGACUGCAGGCUUCAUCGUCUCUCUGUGGAUUCAGCUCCACGUUCUUCCAACUUAAAUGACUGCAUAUGGAAAAAUUAAAAAUCCCACUUAAUGUGUCGUGACUUUGGGUUUUUCCUUUUUGCCUUUGACGUUUUCCAAAGCCAUCCCAACCCUUUCAUCUUGUACCUAUAUCUCAAGUGUUCAUUAGCUCCCUGACAGCAUCUACUGUAUUCUAUCUGGAGGACAUAGUGUCUUUAUAGCUCUCCCGUAGAUACAAAAUACGAUCCGAUUCGUCAUGUGUCAUAUAUUCUGAAAAUGUACAAUAUAAACAAUAAAUAUUCACUGAUUU
This is a messenger RNA of Pseudoliparis swirei, 5252 nucleotides long. Its product is annotated as testis-expressed protein 47. The transcript is spliced from 8 exons. The coding region runs from base 63 to 863 and encodes 266 amino acids. The record is from RefSeq and is a predicted model, not a curated record. NCBI's taxonomy places the organism in Eukaryota, Metazoa, Chordata, Actinopteri, Perciformes, Liparidae.